This is a messenger RNA of Trypanosoma theileri, 828 nucleotides long. RefSeq lists its product as uncharacterized. The record is from RefSeq and is a predicted model, not a curated record. Lineage: Eukaryota; Euglenozoa; Kinetoplastea; Trypanosomatida; Trypanosomatidae. Bases 1 to 828 code for a protein of 275 amino acids. The transcript has a single exon.
AUGGGUCCAAAGAAGGGCUCGAAGAAGUUGGAGGAGGUGCCCCCCGCCGUGGAGGACCCCCUCCUCGCUGAGACCUCCCGCACCGCCAUGAAGUGGGCCGCCCGGGUGGCCGUGAAUAGCCGGCGGGUGGUGGAGGUCCAGCAGCUGCUCGGUAUCUUCUCAGCGCAGGUGGAGGUUGUGAAUCGGGAAUUGACAGAUGUUUACGAUAAUGCGCAACUUCUUUCAAUGCUUCGCAUUGUGGACUAUCGACAGAAAUUAAAUCCAUCCCCAACUCCAGUGACCGUUAAGAAACAAAAAAGACGUGAUAAUAACACACGGGUCUCUAUUCGACCACCAGUAGAUGAAAAUAGCACAGAGGCACUAGUAGCAGCAAUGGAUGAGAAGAAACGAGCUAAAGUCUCUGCAGCUCUUGUAAAUCUAUUCCGCCGUAAUCAAAGCGAUACUCCUUCUUCUUCACAGGCGGGUGUAUCUCCAUUAUCACCGCAAUCACCACCACAACAACAACUACAACUUGAAGCACCCGCCUCUCCUACAGAUGCGUCAGGCAAACAACAAUUUUCAUCAGGUUUCUCUUCUGAUGGGCUCAAUAACAACACCCCAACCUUUGAACAUCGGCGGCCGAAAGAUGUACCACCAGAGUUGUGGGAUGAAGUAUCAAAACUACGUAUGCGACGUAUUGUUUUGGAAGAUCGUCUUGCAGUACUAAUGGGGAGAAUUGAUUCGCAACUCAAAAGAUUUGAUUUGCUUAUGCAGAAUUAUGGUGUUACAAUGUAUGCAUCGGAUGCCAUGGAACAUAACCUUAGCAUAUUGAGAGCGAAGAAGUCUUAA